Messenger RNA from Limanda limanda (common dab), 498 nucleotides. RefSeq names its product protein shisa-like-2A. NCBI's taxonomy places the organism in Eukaryota, Metazoa, Chordata, Actinopteri, Pleuronectiformes, Pleuronectidae. The coding region runs from base 1 to 498 and encodes 165 amino acids. The record is from RefSeq and is a predicted model, not a curated record. The transcript is spliced from 3 exons.
AUGAGCGCUGACUGCAGCAGUUACCACAGCACUGACGGUGCGUUGGUGGACAGCUUCUCUUGCCCCAAACCUGGAAGCUCCGCUGCCGCUGUCUUCUGCUGCGGCUUCAAUGAUGUUAAAUACUGCUGCGAUGAUCCCAACAGUUUCUUUCCGUAUGAGUACGGAUACAUGUGGUGGCUGAGUAUCGGAGCGCUGGUUGGUCUGUCCAUUGCAGCGGUGGUCCUCCUUGCCUUUCUCAUCACGGUGUGUGUCCUCUGCUACCUCUUCAUCGCCUCUAAACCCAGUCGUCUUGACAACGGCCUACCCCUCAGGGUACCAGGAGAUGCCAGCGAGGGGUCCAGCCAUUCGAGAGCGACCCGUGCCUCUGGUCCGCAGGGAUUCAGGAAACACUUCACCAGGAAGCUGGACUGUGACAACCAGCCGCCGGACCCUGAGCGCCUGUUUCAGAGAUGCUUCACAGCCACCGUCACCAGUGUGAAGGUGGAGAGUCCAUCGUAG